UGUAUAUUUCUUUUGCUCCCUACUUAUGUAUAUUUAUAUACCGUGUCCCCGUCCUCGCAUUCACGUACUCCCUUUUAUAUCGCGUUGACCGAAAUUAUUGAUAGUUAUCGUUAGUCAAUAAUCGCGUCAUAAUGAUCAUAUUACACUAUUGCGAAAUGUAAGAAUAAUCGAAGACAAUAAUCGAGUGGCAAUCACUCGGCAGAUUGCGAAUGACAGUUCCGCGUGACAAGAAUUCCACCAGUACAUAUAUACGUUCCGACCAUUUGUAUUGUGUUGAUCUUUCUUAGAAAUAUAUUAUUUCUGGCGAAAAUGUAUUAUUGAGAUCUGCGUAAAGAAAUACGGUAUAUAUAUAUAUAUAUUUCUUACGAGCGACGUUAGAGUUCACGGUGCGAGAUCAUGGCGAAAGAUGAAGGAGACGACGUGCUGCCAGACAAGGACGCGGCGAAAGGAUUCUAUGCUAAGUACGAGCCUAAGGAGAUCCUGGGAAGGGGAAUAUCUUCUACCGUAAGGAGAUGUAUAGAGAAAGAGACAGGUAUAGAAUAUGCAGCUAAAAUCAUAGACAUCAGCAAUGAGACUCACGAGGAUGGACAUACUAUGAAAGAUGCUACGCUACAAGAAGUACAAAUACUUCAUAGAGUAGCUGGACAUCCAUAUAUCAUUGAAUUGCAUGAUGUUUUUGAAUCCAAUACAUUUAUAUUUUUAAUUUUUGAAUUAUGCAAAAACGGAGAAUUAUUUGAUUAUCUUACAUCUGUUGUGACACUUUCUGAAAAGAAGACACGUUACAUCAUGAGACAAGUAUUUGAAGGAAUUCAACAUGUGCAUAAUCAAAGAAUAGUACAUAGAGAUUUGAAGCCUGAAAAUAUAUUGUUCGAUGAUAAUUUGAAUAUAAAGAUAACAGAUUUUGGAUUUGCCAGAAUGUUGAAACCUGGUGAAAAAUUAGAAGAUCUUUGUGGUACGCCUGGCUAUCUAGCACCAGAAGUAUUAAAAUGUAACAUGUUUGAGAAUGCAGAUGGUUAUGGAACACACACUUAUAUAUGGGCUUGUGGUGUGAUUAUGUUUACACUAUUGGUUGGCUGUCCUCCAUUUUGGCAUCGAAAGCAAAUGGUUAUGCUUAGAAAUAUAAUGGAGGGAAAAUAUUCAUUUACAUCUCCCGAAUGGGCUGAUAUAACAGAGGCUCCAAAAGAUUUAAUAAGAAAGCUGCUAGUUGUAGAUCCCAAAAAAAGAAUUUCUAUAAAGGAUGCAUUAGAACAUUCAUUCUUCCACACUGUUCUGUGGGAUCAAGACAUCGCUCCUUUAAAACGUUCUCUGUCAUCUAACUCGCGACGUCUGAGUAGGAUAUCUCAGUUAGCUUUGGAACUGAAGGCCAAAUCGUUCAAUGCACGAAAGAGAUUCCAAUUGGCAAUUAUUUGUGUGGGAGCCGUUAUUCGUAUUAAACGACUUCAUAUCACGCCUGAACCGCUUUCAACACAAAUAACUUGUACUGAUCCAUACAGGAUAAAAAUUCUGCGGAAGGUAAUCGACGGCUGUGCAUUUCGAGUUUAUGGGCAUUGGGUAAAGAAGGGGGAAGGUCAAAAUCGCGCAGCACUUUUCGAAAAUACACCAAAGACAGAACUAAAACAUCUGUACGUUAAUAAUUUAAGUAGAUAACUAUUGUUUUGUUAAUUUGUUCUAGUUGAAUUUUUUGCAAACAGAAUCUCGACGAUCUAAUAAAAUAUGUUAAAAACAAUUGUAAAGUAAUGUUUAAAAACAGGGCUCUAACGAUUAUGAGAUAUAGUAGUUAAAUUCUGUGUGUAUGUGUGUGUGUAUGUUGGUGUUCAAACUGAUCAGAUUUAUAUUAAAAUUUAUAUUUAUAUA
This is a messenger RNA of Formica exsecta, 1854 nucleotides long. It is a transcript of the gene PhKgamma, whose product is annotated as phosphorylase b kinase gamma catalytic chain, skeletal muscle/heart isoform. The transcript has 9 exons. The record is from RefSeq and is a predicted model, not a curated record. Gene Ontology annotation, cellular component: phosphorylase kinase complex. Bases 397 to 1647 code for a protein of 416 amino acids. Lineage: Eukaryota; Metazoa; Arthropoda; Insecta; Hymenoptera; Formicidae. Gene Ontology annotation, molecular function: phosphorylase kinase activity; calmodulin binding; ATP binding. Gene Ontology annotation, biological process: glycogen biosynthetic process; protein phosphorylation.